Molecule: messenger RNA, 4024 nt
Organism: Stegastes partitus (bicolor damselfish)
Lineage: Eukaryota; Metazoa; Chordata; Actinopteri; Pomacentridae
Gene: c2cd2l
Product: c2cd2 like
Exons: 14
Coding region: 1-2091 (696 amino acids)
Biological process (GO): positive regulation of insulin secretion involved in cellular response to glucose stimulus
Cellular component (GO): cytoplasmic side of apical plasma membrane
Molecular function (GO): phosphatidylinositol binding; phosphatidylinositol transfer activity
Source: RefSeq, a predicted model, not a curated record
AUGGAGCUCCAGGAGUUGAGCUGGCUGUGUCUGGUGGGUCUCUUCCUCGCCUCCUUGCUCAUCGUGUUGGGAUGGCUGUUCCAGUACUCGCUGACUGUGCUGCGGCUGUGGAGAUCCAGGAAGGCUGCUGCUAAGCAGGUCAGGAAGGAGGCAGCCUGGCAGCUCACACAGCCCCCUCAGAGCCUGGCUGGAGGUGUGUGGAGCUUCCUCCUGAAGCUCCGCGCCGGCCGGGAUGGAGGAGCUGCAUCAGAGGCCGGGGUUAAAGGCUUGUUGACCUCUCUGUUCUCCUUCAAGUCCUUCAGGGAGCACUGGCAGAGGACCUGGGUGAAGGCUCUGAACGAGCAGGCUUGCAGACACGGGAGCUCAAUCCAGAUCACUUUUGACAGCAGCCUCCAGUUAACCACAGCCUCUGCAAUAGAUAGUGUGACCUGCACAGACCAGUCAGCAAACCGAAUGGUUUUACACUGUAAGUGCUGCGUCGACACGGUGACAUUUCCCGUGACCGUCACCCAGCAGUCACAUGCUGCCGUUUCCAUGGACACCUAUCAGAUCACUAUAGCACCAAUGGUGGCAAAGGUGACGGCGUGCCUGGAGGAGGUAGAGGACGAGGGUCUGCUGAUCUCCUGGACUCUUUCCAAGCAGCCAUCAUUUUCUCUGACCGCGUCUCCAUGCAAGCUGCAGAGACAGGGUGCUGAGGGUGCGGUGGACCUGGACAUGAUUAAGGGGCUGAUCGAGGACACACUUUUCAGCACUCACCCAGCGAUGGUCCUCAACCUCAAGACAUGUGCGCCCAGUCCUUCGGCCCCCAUGGACCAUCUCUCGGUGGGAUUGAACUCUGUAUCCCAGACUGUGUUGGUGAGACGGCUGCUCCUCCGGCAGCUCAGGGCGACCUUAAGUAAAGGUCAGUGGUCUCGAUCGGGGGAGCUGUGCUGUGUCCUUAACCUGGAUCAGCCCUCUACGGAGAGGACGACCCGCUUCCUGUCUGUGUCCGGCAACCCAAAUGCUGCCCUCGAAUGGAGCGAAGAAGUAACAAUGGAGCUGGGCCCAGAAACCAAGGAGCUCAGAAUACGACUUCUGGAGCGGAACGGCAAAAGGGAACAAUUCCUGCCUGGUCACGCCUCCAUCGCCUUGGAGCUCCACAGCAAAGUUCCCACUGGACAACAUAAAUUGUCCAUAAGCCCCGGCCAUGGCUUGGCACCGAACGCUACCAUCACUGCCGAGCUGCUGUAUGUGGAAACAGAAGAGCCUCGCGGUGCCCACAAUGCUUUUCCACUUCGGUCCUCACUUACCCCGACAAAGAAAGUCGACGUGGACCGAACCAUCAUGCCAGAUGGAACCAUUGUCACUACUGUCACCACCGUCCAGUCUCGACUAAAACUUGAUCGCAGCCCAGGUGACUCCCCGAUGCGUUCUCCAUCCAAAGUGGAGGUGGUUGAGAAGAAACCCACCAUCCUGACUGAUGGCAGAGGCAGCAGCAGCCCAAACCCCAGCAAGAGCAGCCGCCUGUCUAAUGGCCUGGAUCCUGUUGCAGAGACCGCCAUCCGGCAGCUGACAGAGUCUGCGUCCAAAGUAGCGCGGAAGACUCCAACGAAAAGAAGCACGCUAAUCAUCUCUGGUGUGUCAAAGGUUCCACUCUCUGAGGAUAACUGUGCAAUAUCAAGCGGCUACGCGGCAGCCAUGGACGCAGCCAUGCAUGGCAACCAUUACGGGGCGGGGCAUCACCCGGACCAAGACGAAACCACACCGUCUGACGUGUCGGAGCGUCCAUCUGUGGAUGAUGUGGAAUCAGACACUGGUUCCACUGGUGCCUUGGAAACCCGCAGCCUCAAGGACCAUAAAGUGGGCUUUCUACAGAGCGGGACGAAGCUGUUGUUCCGCAGAAGACAUCGAGAGAAGGAGUCCUGCCUCAGCCAAUCCCACGAAGACAUCUCCAACAUGGGCAAUAACUUUGCGGCUGCUGCCAACAGCAGUCGUAAAAAGUCUGGCAGCUUCUCCCGGCGUCUCAUCAAACGCUUCUCCUUCCGCUCAUCAGGCAAAUCAAAAUCCAAGGCUGCUGCUACCAACGGAGGAGCAAGCUCACUGGAUAACUAAUUAUCAUUGCUUUGGGUAGGACACGUAUCACCCUGACCUUGCUGUGAGGCCUCUGUUAUCGCUGUCAGAAGAACAACUGAACUUGAGUCCGGUCUACGACAGGCUGAACACCCCGGGCGGGUUUUCACCUGGACGUCUCGAAAAGGAGGAAACCUCUGGGAGGGCUCCUCUGUGGAGAGAAAUUAUCGCACCUUCAGGACCGAAGUCAUGUUUGAUCACAUCACUGAAUCUAAAAUGUGAUUACGAAAUCUAUUUUCUUUGAGGAGAAACCUGCUGCUCGCUGAGGAGAAAGGAAGAGCUACAGUGAAAUGUUUGAACACUAACUACAGCUGUUUGAUUGAGGCUGGUGGUGGAAAAUGCUCUUCAACUACUUAGUGAUGUAAAAUGCCAGUAUGAUGCUGUUGGUUGCACUUUGGACUUUAGAAGUUUUUUUUGUUAGUUUUUUUUAACAGCACAUGUAAAAAAAAAAAACAAAACUGUUGGUUGUAAUUUAUUAUUAUGUGAAACUCAUGAAACAAACACAGUGCUAUUUAUUUUACCCCCAAAAUAAGUCAUCAUAGUUGCAUUACACUGUAAAAUAGAGACAAUGCUGUUUGUUUUUCCAUUCAGAUGUAAUUUAAACACAUAAUUUAAGUAAGUUAACCAAAAUCUGUCUUAAUCUAGCUGUAAUGUCCAUUCUUAAUUGCUUAAACAUUGGUUUUAGAAAGUUGUUUAUUGUUGUAUCUUAUAUAAGAAGCAGAAAAAAAACCAACAUAUUUAUUGUACUUUUAUUUUAUAAAGGUACUUUCUGUGGAAUAUCAUAACUUCAGUUUGCUUUUUGAGAAUUCAGUCAGACUUUUUAAGCUGACCAGUGAGUUUAAACUUCAUAAAUCCUGACAGUAUUCUGUCAGGGAAAAAAAAAAAUCAACAUGAUCAGGUACUGCUCUCCUUACAGCUUUGAGUGCAGCCGGAUUUAUGUUGAUGCUCCAAGUGACUUUACAUGGACUUCAUUAUUAUAAUAAUUAUCAUUGCUGUUCAGUAAGUUUGAAUAUAUUGUGUUAAAUGCCUUGCAGGGUUCGCAGACAAAAUCAUUUGCAGGAGACGCUGACACGUAGUUCAUAAUCACACACUAAACAUAACAGAACCUAUUGUUGUAUUUACACUUAGGAGCAUUGUUGUGAUGUAAUAUUUUUAACUGAAUAUCGCAAUAUUUCUGCAGUUGGAAAUCGAGUGUCUCAAAGAAGAGUUUAGAGAUGCUCUGCUCAGGCAAAGCGAGUGAAGUCUAGGACAGAGUGGACGUACUGUACUCAGGGUUAGCAAUGAAAUCACUAUUUAGAAACUAGAGACAUGAAGAAACCUGCUGCAUCCUUCAAAGGCAAAUAGAACCAGUAUGUAAAAAUGUACAUACGUUUUUGGCCAUUUGUGUUUCAUCUGAGAACAUAAAAAAAAAAAAAAUCUGCAUUAGCUAUAGGACUUCAGAACAACCAAAUUAACUGAUUUACUUUUUUUUUUUUUCUAUCAAUAAAAAGACACAGAUAUCAAAGGGAUCACACAGGCGGAGCCACUGCUGACAAUGUGCUUUACAAAUUCAAAUGAUGAAUAAAAGAACAAAGCCUCCUGACUGUCUAAAGGCACAUUGAAAAUACAAACAUGUAUAUAUGUGAAACACAGGCUCUAAUGUGAAACAGAAGGUGGCUACAAAAUUUAAGAUAUGACUUCCGUUGUUAUAUUUUAAAAUAUUUAAUUUAUUGCAAAUAAAUUAUUUUUGAAGCAUCACUUAGUCUGUGUAUUUGAAUCUGGUUUACUUUUUUUUAUUUCUUUUAGAAGGUAAGCUCAUUUUUCAAUCACCAUAAGGCCUUUUAUGGUGUAAAAUGUGUCUGUGUAGAGUUACCUGGGUUAAACUGAGCCUAUUCUGUCAUUACCUAAAAUGAACUAAAUUACUUCUUUACCUAAA